AUGUUUAAAGUAUCUAAAGAAAAAAUUCAAGAGAUAUUGUCUUCUGGAUUAACUUAAAAUUCUGGAGACAGCAUGGUCUAGUUCAAUUCAACUAAGCGCUUUGAGGAAGCUUUAAAGAGCAACACCACUUAAGGAUUGGGUGAUAAUGAUAUACGAUUGAGGCAACAGGUAUUUGGUGUCAAUCAGAUUGAGAAUUUGGAUUCGAUAGGUUUCUUGAGUGCAUUCUGUAUUAAUUUACUUGUAAACAAUCAAUUUAACUAAGAAACCUAAAUCGAUAUUCUUCUUAACCUUGUCAUUAAUUGCAUUCGGUUUAAAAUAUUUAUCCACAUAAGGAAUUUAUAGAAUUGAAUGGAUUGAAAGUUUAGUUAUCUUUGGAUUAAUUUCUUUGAAUCUCAUAAUAUCGGCUAUUCAUGUAUAAUUUCAAUUAAAUAAGCAAAGUUGAAAAUUGCUGAUAACAAUAAAAAAAAACUUUUGCUUUAGGAUGAAUAAUCUAAAUCUGUAAAAGUGUUGAGAAAUGGAUAAGAGGAAACUCUAAUCGCAAGAGAUCUAGUGGUUGGAGACGUAGUCCUUUUGUAAGAGAAUGAUUAACUCUACGUAGACGGAUUGAUUGUUGAAUAAAAUAAUUUAGAAAUUGAUGUAUUGAUUUUUGUAAUUACCUCAUCUUUAGGAGAGUUACCUAACAGGGGAACAGGAUUUGAUUCAUAAAAUUACAUUGGAAGAAGCAACUCAAAUGAAAUAGCCGAUUUCGCCAAAUAAACACUUAGCCUUUGCUUAGACUAAGGUAAUCAAGGGAAGUGGAAAACUAUUGGUCUUGGCUGUUGGAUUAGAACUUCAAGCCAGCAGAAUAAUGGUGUUAGUAAAGCAGGAGGACAACAAGACACCCAUCUUGUCAGCAAUUGAAACUAUUUCUUCUAAAAUGGAAACUAUUGGAUUCGUUGGAGCUAUAGUUGUUAUUUUUAUGCUUCUCGCUAGAUACAUGAUUGAGUAUCGUAAUUCCAAUGUUAAUGGAUAUAGUACAUUUUCAAAUAUCCUUAAUCUAAUCAUUGUGUUAAUAUCUGGAAAUGCUUCCAAGGCAUUGAUUACUCAUUUUUAAUUUCAAUUAGCUUAAACUGUAAAUUUGAUGCUAUACUCCUAAAAUUUGGUUAGGAAACUCAAUUAAUUGGAAAAUCUGCCGUUUAUGGACUAAGUAGUUUUUAUUAUAAUUUUUAGUUGCUUAUUGACAAAACAGGAACUCUCACACAAAAUAGAAUUUAAUUGGAUAGAUUCAUGAAUGAUACAACAGAUGAGUUGACUUAAUCAAGAUUUAACCACUUCCCAUAAGAAUUCCAAAAGGCAUUUAUUGAUGCUUGUUUUAUUAAUAAUGCAUACAAUCCGGAAACAAAUUCAGGGACUCCUAUUGAUAUCGCAUUAUUUUAGGUAGCUUAAGAUAUGAGCCUUAAUUUAGAGGACAGGAAGAAAUAAGUGACUCAUUAAAUACCUUUUGAUAGUGCAAGAAAGAAAUUGGUAAGACAAUUUUAUUAUUGGUUAGACUACAAUAAUUAACAAUAAUAGGGUGGUUGUAAGGGGAGCAUCUGAAAUAAUAUUUAAAUAGGCAACUAAGUUUUAUAGUUUGAAGGAUGGAAUAGUUGUGAUUGAUGAUUUUAUGAGGGAUUGUUUGGAAUAGAAUUUGAUUUAAUUGAAUCAUGAAGGCAGAACUGUUGCAAUUGCUUAUGCAGAUGUGGACUUAAAAAAUGAAAAUGUUGAUCAGUUGAUAUAGGACAACAAAUUUGAAUUUGAUAGAUAAAAUUUGACAUUAUUAGGUUUCUUGUUAUUUUUGGAUCCUUUGAGAAUAGAAACCAAAAUGACAGUUGAAGGGUUGAAAUAAGCUGGAAUAAAGGUUGUAAUGAUAACAGGGGAUAAUUCGAUAACUGCAAAAAGUGUUGCAAUUAAAGCUGGCAUUAUGGCCUUGGAUUCAAUCAUAACAGAGGGAGCUGAGUUUGCCAAUAAAUUACAAAAUAAAAAUGAAGAUUUCAAGAAGGACAUUGAAGAUAUUUAUGUCCUGAGCAGAGCUAGACCUGAGGAUAAGUAUAAUCUUGUCAAAGAAUUAUAGGAAUUAGGUCAUGUUGUAGGAGUAUGUGGAGAUGGCACUAAUGAUAGUAAAUUAUUACAUUGUAUAAUUAGGUCCUGCAAUAUCUAAGAGUGAUAUAGGUUAUAGUUUGGGAAUAUCGGGAACAGAGUUGGCUAGAGAGAGUUCAGGUAUUAUAUUAUUGGACGACAAUAUUCAUUCUAUUUAUAAGGGAAUCAUUUUGGCCAGAAAUCUCUUUGAUUCAGUCAAAAGACUAGCUCAGUAUUAAAUAACUUCGCACUUUUCAUUGAUUAUUAUUCUAAUAGCUUCAUCAGCAAUUGGAGAUACUGUUAUAUCACCACUUUAAUUUAUUUGGAUCAAUUUAAUCACUGAUUUAUUUGCUACAUUUGCUUUGUCUUAUUGUAAACCAAGUUCUUAUUUGUAUCAUUAAAAACCUCCGAAUAAAAAUGGAUUUCUAUUGGAUAUCAUUGUUUACAUUCACAUAAUAAUUCUUGCAAUAUACAUCAUAAUAGUUUGCAUAAUUUUCGUUCAUUAAGUAAUUAAAUACUCUACUUAUUUAUAUAGUCCUUGAUGGUAUUCAAUUUGUUUGUCAUGAUUACUUUGUUUAAUUUGAUUAAUUCUCGUAUGGUCUACUUGGAAUUCAAUGUGUUUAGUGGAUUCUUUGGAUCUUGGAUGAUAUAUUCUUCAAUUUUGGUGAUAGGAUUACUGCAAUAUCUAAUUGUGGAGUUUGGAGGAAUAGUGAUGUAAACCUUUGAUGGGUUGAGCUUGAAUUAGUGGUACAAUUGAAUGUAAAUAUUAAAGGCUUAUUUGUAUCGUGAUUGGAAUCGGCAGUGUAAUUUGGAGAACGAUAGUAAUACUAAUUAUAAGGCCGAUUAUUGUAAAUAAUCAGUUAUAUAUAUUAGAAGAGUGAGAAAUAAAAAUUAAAAGUUAGUUGAG
This is a messenger RNA of Paramecium octaurelia, 3001 nucleotides long. The record is from the annotation of a GenBank genome assembly. Lineage: Eukaryota; Ciliophora; Oligohymenophorea; Peniculida; Parameciidae.